This is a messenger RNA of Trichoplusia ni (cabbage looper), 1738 nucleotides long. RefSeq names its product leucine-rich repeat-containing protein 74A-like. Bases 50 to 1711 code for a protein of 553 amino acids. The transcript has a single exon. The record is from RefSeq and is a predicted model, not a curated record. Gene Ontology annotation, molecular function: protein binding. Lineage: Eukaryota; Metazoa; Arthropoda; Insecta; Lepidoptera; Noctuidae.
GAUAUUUUUAGAUUCACUCUAUUGUUUUGUAUAAUAUAAAUAAGCCACGAUGUCGGAUGAUGAAAGCGAACAAGAUAAACCUAUUGAAUUUAUAUAUGUGGGUCCGGAAGACAGAAGUUCCGAAGAAGAACCGCCUAUGAGCGAGUGGUCGUCACUUGAAGUACCUAUAGAAGAGGAGAAUCAGAAACGGUUACUUUUCUCCGAAGGGCAGUACUCCCCAGGAAGUGGCGAAAUCUGUACACAAUACUUUUUCAUCUCAGAAAGCUCUGUGUACAGCCACGCCUACUACAAUUAUCCAGCUGUUACUGACCCUGGGAUCAAGGAAGCUCUAAAUGAACCAGAACGACCCAUCAUAUACCCCGAUGAUGGGCAAGCUCUUUAUCUGAGCCUGUGCACAGAAAUGAAUAUUUGUCCAGUGAGGAUGUUUUAUAAUAAUUUGUUAAACUCGGAAAUCAAUAUCAGUUACUACGGGGUCGAUCCACGAGGGGUGCGAGCAAUGGCAAAAGCAUUACAGUUCAAUAAAAAUGUGACUUAUUUUAAUUUGUCAGGGAAUUUCCUCAAUGAUGAUGCUUGUUAUCAUCUUGGUAGAAUGAUACAUUCCAAUAUUACUAUACGGGAACUAAAUUUAGAUGGCUGCCGUAUUUGUGGGUCAGGAAUGCUCCGGUUAGGAGAUAGUUUACGUACCAAUAAUUCGUUAGUCAUCCUUAACCUUGCUAGAAACAACCUCGAGGACAUCGGCGGAAUUCAUUUUGCGCAUCAAAUAUUUAAGGGUGCCAUGGUAAAACAAGUGAAUUUAAGUCACAACAAUUUAGGUCGAAAGACUGCUAUGGCGUUUGCAGAUGUUUGGGAGUGGAAGAACAGAUUCACUCACUUGGACCUGUCGUGGAACAGCUUCUUUCACGCACCAUCUACUGUCAAAAUGUUGGACAGUUUGUCUCUUAGCCAUGAUUUGGAAGAACUUAACUUAUCCUACAAUGCCCUCGAAGGAGAACGUAUAGCAAACGCAAUAAAAAACCUAUUUGUAAUUCCUACGCUGUCAUUUUUAGAUUUGAGUCAUAAUCGUCUUCAAAAUGAAGCGAUAGACAUAAUUGCACUUAGUUUAUUCCAAGCUAAGAAACUGCAUACACUGAAUCUUUCUUUCAACCCGUUAUCACCUCAAGACGCUUUCAACGUUUUACAAAAAAUGUUACGACCCAAAGUUAAAAUAAACAAUUUAUUGAUGGAAAACGUAUGUGUCGAGAAACCAUUUGUAGACCUCCUUGCGAGGGUUAAGAAGAUGAAAUCUCGCAAACAUUUUGUGUGUAAGUUUGAUGUCGUAUUAGGAAACUGGGAGGUGGAGGAGCCAGAUGCACGAAGUUUGGUAUUGAAAAGAGCUCAGUACCUCGGCAAGGCCGCGAAGAGGAAUAAAGUUGAUACCGCGCUCUACUUCAUGGCUUUGGCUAAAGAGCUUCCUAAGCCAGUGCCUACUAAGGAACUGGUGGAUCGACUUGAUGCCGAUCACGUAGCACUCGACGAAGAUUUAGUCGACGCGUUAUCGUUCGCGUUCCCGGGACCAAAGACGCCGAAAUGGCGAACGAUUAGUUUGAAUUUGAUAACCGAGUAUAUUUCGCGGUUGUGGCCGAACAAGAAGUUGCCGCCGACGCCGCCGCCGGAGCUGGAGCCUGAACCCGAGCCGGUUGUUGAAGAAGUCAAACCAGUGCGCAAGAAGUAAAUAAUCACCACUCCUUUAAGUAACUUA